This is a messenger RNA of Setaria italica (foxtail millet), 1785 nucleotides long. RefSeq names its product 12-oxophytodienoate reductase 7. Gene Ontology annotation, cellular component: peroxisome. Bases 242 to 1435 code for a protein of 397 amino acids. Lineage: Eukaryota; Viridiplantae; Streptophyta; Magnoliopsida; Poales; Poaceae. The record is from RefSeq and is a predicted model, not a curated record. Gene Ontology annotation, biological process: jasmonic acid biosynthetic process; oxylipin biosynthetic process. Gene Ontology annotation, molecular function: oxidoreductase activity; FMN binding. The transcript has 5 exons.
GCUGCCCAACCAACUACUCCAGACCUCCACUCCUCCGGACUCGUUCUCCCUCCGUCGCCCCCUGCGUCUAGGCUGCUCUGCUCCCAGUCAUCGUCGAUUCGUCGUUUGAGAUGCGGCCACUUGCGUGAUUCGCUUUCGAACCGCACUCACUUCCUCCCUCCCCCUGUUUCCCUCCCUCCUAUAACCGGGCUUCUCGCCACCCUCCCCUUUCCCCUCUCCUCCCCUCCCCUUCCCCCCCACGAUGGCUUCCGCGGAUCGCUCGCCGGCGGCGGAGGACCCGCGGCCGCGGCCGACCCUCUUCUCGCCGUACCAGACGCCCCGCUUCCGCCUCGCCCACCGGGUCGUGCUGGCGCCGAUGACGCGGUGCAGGGCGCCCCGCGCUGUCCCGGGGCCCGCGCUCGAGGAGUACUACGCGCAGCGGUCCACGGAGGGCGGCCUGCUUAUCUCCGAGGGCACCAUCAUCUCGCCGGCCGGACCGGGGUUUCCUCGUGUCCCUGGGAUAUACAAUCAAGAGCAGAUUGAUGCGUGGAAAAAAGUGGUUGAUGCUGUUCAUGCCAAGGGAGCCAUCUUUUUCUGCCAACUGUGGCAUGUAGGCCGAGCUUCUCAUCAAGUUUACCAGCCAGGUGGUGCUGCUCCAAUAUCCUCAACUGAUAAGCCAAUCUCGUCAAGAUGGAGGAUACUGAUGCCUGAUGGUUCCUACGGCAAGUAUCCAACGCCGAGGCGCCUUGCCACGUCGGAGAUACCUGAAAUAGUUGAACAAUACCGCCAAUCUGCUAUAAACGCUAUCAAAGCAGGUUUCGAUGGCAUUGAAAUCCACGGCGCCCAUGGCUACCUAAUCGAUCAGUUCCUCAAGGACGGCAUCAACGACCGGACCGACGAGUAUGGUGGCUCACUCUCCAACCGCUGCCGGUUCCUGCUGGAGGUGACCCGUGCCGUGGUCUCCGCCAUCGGGGCAGACCGCGUCGCUGUCCGGGUGUCCCCAGCCAUCGACCACCUCGACGCCUCCGACUCUAACCCCCUGCAGCUCGGCCUGGCCGUGGUGGACCGUCUCAACGCCCUGCAGCAGGAGGCCGGGCGUCUGGCGUACCUCCACGUGACGCAGCCGCGGUACACGGCGUACGGGCAGACGGAGUCGGGGCAGCACGGGAGCGCCGAGGAGGAGAGCCGGAUGAUGCGCGCCCUCCGCGGCGCGUACCGGGGCACCUUCAUGUGCAGCGGCGGGUACACGCGGGAGCUCGGGGUGGAGGCCGUGGAGUCCGGGGACGCCGACCUCGUGUCGUUCGGGCGGCUGUUCAUCGCCAACCCGGACCUGGUGGAGCGGUUCCGGCGCGACGCGCCGCUCAACAGGUACGUGAGGAAGACGUUCUACACGCCGGACCCCGUGGUCGGGUACACGGACUACCCGUUCCUCGGCCAGCCUAAGGCGCGGAUGUGAUUAGUAGGUUGGUAAGUUGAUUGAGUGAUAUGGCUUGAGAAAAUAAGUAAACAUUCCGUCAUAGCCCUGAUUGUUACAUGCUGCUGAUAUCCGGUGCAACAGACUGUAUCUUGAUUGAUAUCUUAAGGAGAAAAGGAGAAAAUGGUGUACUUAAUGGGGAAAAUGGCAGUGUUCUUAUUCAUGCUUUGUCCUCAUCCGUGUCCCUUAUUAGAACCCAGUGCAGAGCCUAAUAUGAUUAGCUUGACCUGUUCACCGAUCUCAUGUCACGAUGGGUUGUAUGUUUAUAAUAACCUUUUUUCAAACAGUUUUUUUUACAAUGUAAUGAAAACCAGUCCUGUUUGCUUGUCUAA